Ictalurus furcatus (blue catfish) is the source of this 3021-nucleotide messenger RNA. It is a transcript of the gene coq5, whose product is annotated as coenzyme Q5, methyltransferase. Gene Ontology annotation, molecular function: methyltransferase activity. The transcript has 7 exons. NCBI's taxonomy places the organism in Eukaryota, Metazoa, Chordata, Actinopteri, Siluriformes, Ictaluridae. The record is from RefSeq and is a predicted model, not a curated record. Gene Ontology annotation, biological process: ubiquinone biosynthetic process. Bases 18 to 998 code for a protein of 326 amino acids.
GGCGCCUUCAGAGCAAGAUGGCGGCGUCCUUUAGAGUUCUCAUGCGAACACUUAAUUGCCCGGCUCAAAAUGUCAAGUCUGUGUGUAGAACCCGAGUCAGAAGUUCACUUUAUUCGGCAGAAGUGUCAAUAUGUCGAAGCUACGCAGGAGUUUCGGAAGGAAAAAGCGUCCAUUUUGGUUUCGAGACGGUGACAGAAGAGGAGAAAGCAGAAAGAGUGUAUAAGGUGUUUGAAAGCGUUGCUCAGAAGUAUGACGUGAUGAACGACGCGAUGAGUCUGGGUAUCCAUCGGCUGUGGAAGGACGCGCUGCUGCGUGCGAUGAAUCCUCAGCCUGGGUUACGCCUGCUCGACACAGCCGGAGGCACCGGUGACAUCUCGUUCCGUUUCCUGAAUUACACACGUUCGGUGCGUGAGAGGCAGCUGCGUCAGAGAGCGCGGGCCAAUCAGACGCCUUCCUGGCAGGACAUCUCCAGGAGUUACGGCUCAGAGAGGGAGGAGCUUCCAGAAACCCGAGCGGUGGUGUGUGACAUCAAUAAAGAAAUGCUGAAGGUGGGGAAAGAGCGGGCGGAGAACGCAGGGAUCACCACAGGUUUGUCGUGGGUAGUGGGUGACGCCGAGGAGCUUCCAUUCGACAAUGAUCGGUUUGACGUUUACACCAUCGCAUUCGGCAUCCGGAACGUCACUCACAUCGAGCAGGCUCUGCAGGAAGCUCUGCGUGUGCUUAAACCAGGUGGGCGCUUCAUGUGUCUAGAGUUCAGCAAAGUGUCCAACCCUCUUCUGUCCAGGCUCUAUGAUGCCUACAGUUUCCAGAUGAUUCCAGUUCUAGGUGAGGUGAUUGCAGGAGACUGGAAGUCGUAUCAGUAUCUGGUGGAGAGCAUACGCAAGUUUCCGGAUCAGGAAACAUUUAAAGAAAUGAUCGAGGACACCGGUUUCUUCCGAGUGCAGUACACUAAUCUCAGUGGAGGAAUCGUCGCUCUUCAUUCAGGGUUCAAGCUUUGAUGGAUGUCUCAAACACACACGCACUUACAGAUGGAGCAGGCAGUGUACACACAUGGAAGAGGAGACAAGUUGAUGAUGUAUGAGAGAAAAACUCAUUGCAUUCUGUGUUGAGAAGUUCUGCAGAUGUAACGGACACAACGCUACGAAGCUGUGUGCAACCUCGUAAUACAGAGGCUCCACUGAAAUCAGGAUUAUUCAUAAGUCAUGUUUAAAGGACUAAUUUGGCCAAAAGUGAAAGAGCAGUGCAGCAGAGCUUUGAGGCUGAUUAAUGCUUCUGUGAAUGCAUGUCUGUGAGCACUUCAGGGUGUUGUGUGCAGAUGCUCGUAUAGGUUGAACUCUUCAUUCUCAAGUAAUGCGAGCAUGUCCACUGGGGAGCAGUGUCGCAUGAGCUACACCGGAAUUUAAAGAAAAAAGCCUUUCCGUGUUUCACUGUCAGAAUAAUAAAUAGAAGGCAAUAUGUUGUUGAAGAAAGAAAGAAACCGUGCAUCUUCAUUUUCAGUUUAUUCGCUUUAGGAUUCUAUUUUUUUUUUAAUUGUGUUGCUAUGGCUUGCAUAAAAGAAAGUAAUGCAGGGUUUAAAUUGGCUCCAUUAGGUAUAACGUCUCACGCUUUUUUAAAUUCACGUCACAAAUUCAUGUUUGUGGUUUUCAUGCUACAAUCUGGUGGAUGUCUAAAAUAGACAUACCUUCCUGUUUAUCAUACAGAGAUGUUACUUACACGUUCACUUUCAGGGUCUCAAGGCCCAUUUUCUGGCAGUCUGAGAUCGUCGCAUCAGUCCGUCUAUGAGUCCAUCAGGGGGACAUUCACGUUAGUGCAGUAUCUCAAAAAUAAGUGUGUAAAUUGUAGGAUUUGUCUGGACUUAUCCUUGUUAACACCAGGUGAACUCAAAAAAUAAAUAAAUCCAUUACCCAAUAAUGUUAUCGGCAUGUAUCGCCAUGUUUGACCCGAACAUGAGAUGCAGGAGGAAAACCUGAUAAAAGGGCUCGUGCUGUUUAAUGAUAGCUGUCAAUAUGAGAGUUUUAUCAUAAAGGAGACAUUUUAUUAAAGAUAAAGAUUAUGUGAUUGUGUGUGUCUAUACGGACAUUUUUUUGGAAAGCAUGUUUCUUCUGUUUUUGUCACGAGGUUGUUGUGUACAACAUUUUUCGACAGGCUACAGUUUCAGAAAGUGGUUGGUGUGCACGGCUCCAGCCUAUAGAAAUAGAAGAGGGAGAGUAGAUGUGUAAAAGAUGUGAUCAGGGUCAUUUCAUUGUUCACACUUGAGAUGUAUUUGGUACAAUAUAUAUUUGUGUAAUAUAUUAGAAAUGAGAAAUCAUAAAAUAAAAACCCAUGAAAGUUUGUACUAAAAAAAAUAGAGUGCCUAAAUUUAUUUAAAUUUAAAAAAAAAAAAGAAAGAAAGAAAAAGUCUCAGGAAGAAUGUGUGCAGUUUUCUAAGGAAAUGAGCUGUAAGUGUUAUUGAGCAUCGUGCAGAACCAGACACGGUUCUUCUGGAGACUUUGACUGUCGCACUCGCUUCUCAUUUCUGCAGCGAAACCCAGCAGCCUUCAUUGUGUUUUUGUCUGGAAAGUGUCUCUUACCAUGUAAUACGCUGCUUUCUUUACUGACAUUCAAACAUUUCUCUGUAACAUUUCAUUUUGUGCUGGAAAAAUAAUGUUUGGGAUUCUAAAGUGUUUCUGUACCGACUCGAUAAUGUCGAAGUCAUAAAAUAAAAAUCCAUAACAUGCUUUGUACUAAAAAAAAAAAAAAAAUAGGGUGCCUAAGACUUUUGCACAGCACUGUAUUAUCAGAUAAUACAUUACAGUACAGUAGAUAAAAUAGUAAUAGUAUUGUGUAGUAUAGUACGGUUUAGUAGAUUAAAAUAGGUACAGUAGAUAAAAUUGUUAUAGUACAAAAUAGCAGAUAAAACAGGUAUAUUUCCAGCAAAACUUGUACAUUGCACAUGUGGUUUAACUGAAAUUCACCAUUAAAAUAUGUAUAAUUGUGCAUGUUAAACCUGUAUAUUUUAUUGAGUGUAAUAUACUGGAAAUG